UGGGAGAGAAAAAAACGUUUUGUUGAAAGCCGAGACGUGAAUCAAGAGGAGGGUAGAAACUCGCCGGUACCGGGGCUAGAGACUGCAACAAAGCUUCCUGGAGAAGUGAACGAGAGAGCAGAUCUAAACCCUCCAGCCACAAAGUGAGCAGACUUGAGGUUCUGAGCCCGUGUGUUGCAGUUAAGAAGCGCAGAUGGUGAGUGAUUUCCCUGCUCUGUUUGCACCGUGUGUGUGCCUGUGUGUAUUUGUGUCUGCAGCCUCCCCUCCCUCCGUUGCUCUCCUCUCUGCCUCUCUGUAUGAGAGAGGAGGUGAGGUGAUGAUGUCCGUUCACUCGGUUCACUUCAGAUUUAGCUUACCGGGGACGGGUUGUUUCCAAUAAACCUCCGUCUGUAACAAGGGGAUGAGUGAAAUGUUGAGGGAGAAUAAUGUAAAGAGGCUCGUAUGUUGAAUUUAAGCACCAGCCGUCGUGUUCCUCAAAUGCUAACGAUGCACCGCUUGUUUUAACAUCUUUUAGUUAGCUAGCUUGUUGGAUCACUAAUAUCAACAUUAAAGGUUAGUCAAAACCCAUUUCAACAAUACAAAUUACACCAAUUAGCCCAGUUUUUCAGUGUAACAGAUCAAAUUUAAACGCCUCUACUUAUUGUAAGUAGAAUUAUUGUGGUUUGGUUCUUGUUUUUGUUUUGCACUAGCUUAAAAAUUGGCCAAAUGUGCCAUAAACCGGCUCCAACCUGCACAGUGUUACAUAAAGGUCUCCUCUAAAGACUCGCUCUCAGACAGAGAAGUUCCCUGUUACAGGGUUUCCAAGCACUUGACCCUCUGAAAACCACAGAGCAGAGACAUGAGAAGAAACAAGCUCUGAAACUUAAGGAGAAAAGGAUUAUAUAUGUUUACAUUUGUAUUAGCAUCCGAGUUUUUAGUUUCAUACACCUCUAGACAAGUUAUUUUGGAUAAAUGCCAUUUAAAGAAACAUGAGAAUCCUGAUUCUUCACAGCACCCUUUACUCACAUUACAGGAUCAGUUCACUGGUCAUUAUCCUAACCUAGUCAGUCCCUUAUACAAAAAAAGGAGAUGCUUACAUUUAGAUCACCUAACUGGGAUUAUCAGAAAUCAAGAUCGUGAAACAUAGCUAAAGGUCCUCUGAAUGAGAACCGAGUGGAUUUUACACCAUUAUGGGAACAUAAAACCCCACAGCGGUUUAUGAAUUCACCUGCAGCUGCUAAAAUAUUCAGCUGAGUCAUACCAAAUGAAUAAGUGAAUGGAUUAAACUGAAAUCAGCAGUGGAUUAAAGCUCUACCCCAGGUGGAAGGAAAAGUGUGCUUCUGUAUUGUUCAUUGCACCCUUCUUGUCUGUGUUUGUUCUGCGGAACAGUUUAUAAACUGCUUUGUGGCCUGCUCUAACCACUUUUCAUCCAUCCUGGGCACCACAUUUACACCAGCCUGUCAUUAUGGCCUUGGCAUAUGGUGAAAAGGCUUAAGUAAGUAUAUGGUCAGUUUCAUUUCCUGCCUCCAUCAGUGGGCUGCCUGACUGUAAUUCCAGUUGGAGCUGACAGCACGGAUUGACACCGUGCUCUGAUGGAUGAUUUGCGUCACUGUUUUGGUGGAUUUAAGAGCCUGUUGUUGUCUUUGUAAAAAAAAAAAAAAGUAAGGAAAAACAACAAUGGAAAAAAAUAGUAAUGUGGAAAUUCGAAAGGAUUUUGUGCAGAAGCUGCUUCGUGGACUAAUGACAUCUAUUCAGUUUGACCAUAUGCUCCCCUGUCAAACAAUUAUCAUUAACAGCACAAAAACCUGGUUUGGUGGGCAUGUUUGAGGGGCCAUAUGUUGGGAGGAGGGGAGUUUUUCCUGCUGUCAGAUGUGCAGAACAGAAGUAAAUGGGUCGCCAGCAGGUCCAGACGUCAGAGCUGCAGGCAAAAAAGACCACAGUACCAGUUUUCACAAGCUGCAUACUUGCUGCUUUGUGUCCUCUCCUCAGUCACUUAAGUUAUUACACUUCGUGGAAGCUCAAACAUGUGAAAUCUGGUCAGGUUGGGAACACAAAGCUCUUUCUGGGCCUGAAAAAGUGUGGAUUGUUUCACAGUGUUUUGAAAUGCUUAUUGCUUUUAAUAUGAUUGAUUUACGAUGUGUGAGACAUACAAAUGUUUCAUUUUUUGCUAGCUAAAUCAAUACAGAAGUGAGGUUGCUAUUUUUCAGUCAUCAAAAUCAGAUUUAUUACCAAAGCACCUUUAAAUCAGGAGGAAUUUGCCUCAGUUCAUUGGUGCUUACAAUGAACAAAGAGGUAAGGAAACAUAAUACACAACAGACUUUGUAACGUCUGAAAUAUAGACAAAAAAACGUCUUAACCUCCAACCCAGUCACUCAAUCCAUACUCCUGUUCUUCAAUCCUUGAUUUUAAAAGAAGGCCAGAUUUCUGUGGCCUCUUUUUCAUCCUCUGAUGAAUGCAAACCUGAUUUUAGAUUUUGCAGUGCUGAAGUUUUCUGGCUCAGACUUUGAGCACAAAGUCUUAGCACAUUCCUUUCACUUUGAUUUGUUUCAUUUAUUUCAUUUUUUCUGUCAUAUUCGGUGAGACUUCUAAGAAAAUAAGAUCUCAGACAGGAUUAUAAGGAAAGGCCUGUAAUUGUCCCUUUACUGCUUUUAAUGUGUAUGUUACAUGUUAGUUCAAUUGUUAAUACUUGGUAGAGUCUCUCUGGUCUGACAGCAGCUCUCCACCCUUCAAAUCUUCCUGUAAAGAAUCUCAGUAUUAAUCGUUGAAAAAAAAACAACAGUGCACCCACAGUGAUUUGCAUCUCUCUGACUGUCAGCAGCACUGACACUUUGUAGGUAACCUGGUUUCAGAAGACUCAAAGGCAGUUUUUUUCUCAGUGUAGCGUUUCAAAAGGCAACAAUAGGCGUCACAUUUUGAACUCUGUGGGAAACUACUCUCUGCAACUUCUGUGAUCCACGUUUCAUCUCAAGGAAAUGACUGUUUGCAGCAGCCUCUUGUCUCACACUCCAGUUCAGGAGAGUUUAAAGUGAAAUGGAAAUCUCACAAAGCAGAUAUUUGCAUUUGAUUUUUUUUCUUUUAGACAGGAAGGGGCAUGUCAGCGUGAAUACCAGUCCUUUGGGGGACUUAGGUUUUGAAAUGUUUCACUUCUCUAGCUCAUGAUAAUAUCUAAUCAGGCAAAGCACUCUGGGCUGUCUCUUCUUCUCUGCACCUUCUGAGUUCCUGAAGGCAGCAUCCCCUCACUGUUUCAAGUUAACACAGGCAGCAGGGCUACAGAACAUUCUUCCACAGGCCAUCACUGGUUUGGCUUUUUGCAGUUUUAAGAGGGGGAGAAAAAGCUGACCAGCUGCUGCAGCACACCAGUACAGAAACUUGUUUUCAUGAAGAUGACAGACUUUGACACGCCACAAGGUGAAAUGUCAGCGCACAAAAAUGAGAUGUACUACACGUUCUGUUUAAGAGCAGUUUAUAUAGUUUCUAACUUAGUUGUUGAAUUGAAAAUAACCCGGGACAUUUUCAAAGCUUGAUGAGCUAAAAUUACAUACUUCUGAUAAACAGCCAGACCUGCCCCUGGCUCUGUUUUCAAAGAACUGGCAUUAGUAGCUCUACGGGCUUUUUUCAGGGAAGUUACAAAGACACAGCAGUGGAAAAGUCCUGUGAGCAAACCUUGCUGACUUUUAAUUCAAAGUUUAAAAUCACUUUCAUUUUCUCUGUCUGUAAGGUUGCCAGUUUGGCUUUGCAGGGAAAUUGUGCCCCAUGUACAGAGUCCUUGGAGUGGACAGCUCAGGUUUGACUUCAACUUGGGACCCUUUUGGCACUUUUCAUUUCCAGUUUCUUAUUCUAUCUGCUGUCCCAUCAUAUCAAAGGUGUGAGAAGCCAAAAAAUUAACAAAACAAAAGUUUAAUUUAUGCCAUAAACGUUCACUUUUGGGGGUUUGUCCACCCUCAAAUAAAAAAUAACUAUAGAGAAAAUGCACACUUCUUAUAAUGGAAGAUGUGAUUGGACUCUGACCUGAUUUCUUUAUCUGAAUAUGCAGCAAGUGGAUCAACCAAAAUAUAUGUUUUUUUUUUAUGAUUUCCCAAACCAAAAUGUCAGGAAUUUAUCAGUUGCAACUUCUAGAAAGUAACGUUUUGCUGCAUUUGUGGCACAGAUUGGACUUUUUGAGUCUUCCCCUCGGUCAUAAGAGGAGAGUGAUGGAAAAUGUAGACAUUUUCUUACAUUUGAGAGUCAUAAAGUCAACCUUAUUGAUGAUUAAAGAACAGGGGAAUUGAUGUAAAUCAGUGAAAUUCAGAUAGUACAUGCAGCGGAUACAGACUGCUUUUAUAUUUUCAAUGGAAAAGAUUAAUGACGGGUUGGAUUAGAAGACUCCAGUCACACAUGUACAUGACAACAUCACCAAAGAGACCAGUGUUCAGAGAGGACACAAUAAUCAACCAAAACCUAAGGUUACCUACAGAAGCUUUUUAUCAUCUUUGACAAGCAAAUGUGAUUGGACAGCUAUACCGUUUUUUUUUUUUUUUUUUUUUUUUUGAGUGUUUACCCAAAAAAAAAAAAAAAAAGAUAAAAAAUAUAAAGAUGCAACGUUGACAUGUUUCACUUUUAUUUUGACAGUAAUGACCUGUUGGUCAUUAAAUACUUUUAGAUUAGUCUUUAAAAGAUAGAACUUGAACAGCUCACCCUCUCUCUCUCUCUCUCUCUCUCUCUCUCUCUCUCUCUCUCUCUAACACACACACACACACACACACACACACACACACACAUACACACAGAAGAUAUUCACUAUCUAGUGAGUCCAGGCGCAGAAAACUGCCCGGUCACCUUCUCAUUGCCUACAGGAAGCUCAGAAAGGAAAGAGAAGUAGUGACAGACCCAACACCCUGACACGCUCCCAGAUAUGAUUAGUCUGCAGACUGCUGCUGUGAACCUUCAUCUGCACUCUUUGUCUCUGUGUCCUCGGACUUUCAUCACUUCCCUACCAAGUCAAGUGUCAAAACCCCACAGUGCGUACUUUUCCAUCACAGUGGCACUUUUUUCUAACCUCAUAUUAGACUUGACUUGUUGUCUUCUCUGGCAUCUUGUCCGCAUAUCUUGCUUUGUCUCUUCAUGUUCAGAGUUCCUGAUGGAGGCUGGCUGUCAAAAGGAGUCCAUAUAUCUUUCCCCUGCAGCAGCUGUUUCAGCUGUUGGAUCAGUGCCAUGGCUCAAAACGCCAGAAAGUGCAAUAUAUAGCGUGAUGCUAUCUACAGUGAUAUUAAAGUGAAGACUCGUGGUUUAUGUUGCAAGUACAGAGCUGAAAAAUGCCGUUUGUUAUGAUUAAAAGUCAGAGUGAUUUACGACUGAGAGACUGUGUUUAGUUGAGUUGAAAAGAUGAGGUUCUCCACAUUCUCACUCUGUUGUUUUCCAUUCUGCUGUCCUGAAUGAUGAAGCAAUGAUCAUGUCUCUAAAAAUAAGGGGUGAGAGGGAGUGGGAGACCUGUUUCAAUGAUAUAAUGCAUUUGUUAAUAUAGCGCCUGCCUUCCCUUCUAUGGAGCUGUGUCAGUACAUUGUGCGUAUUCAGCUAUGAUCAAGUGUGAAGCAGGGGUAGUUUAUCAGAUGCUGUUGUGUUCAGAAGAACCAAAAAGGCAAAAUGAGCAAAUUCUUCCUCUUGCUUUGUACUCUUUGUAAACAUGUUGACCUUUAACCCUUGUUAAAGCCUCUACAGCUGCUGAAACUGUUUUAAAUUGCUAUUAUUUACGUCAGCUGAUAGCUCUUGUAAACAGCACGAUUCAGACUAGAGGGGUCUGGUUUAUGGGUUUGGGCGUCUGUUGGGCUUUCAAAGCAGUAAAAGACUCGCACAGACUGUUUUGAUGUUGCAUGCUUUUAAAUUCCCUAACCGUUACAUCGUUCUCCUGAUGUUGAAAGAACAAGGGCAAAGUCAGGGGUCAUUUCAUUUCUUGUCAGUGACAAAAAAUGGUUGAACUUGUUAGAGUAAUGGUAGAAACACACUCAGUUGCUUUUUGCACUGGCCUGGGGAGAAGAUUGAUAAGACUCUCAAACAAAAUCUGCGAUACCUCACACUUUUAGCCAGGCAGUCAGCUCAAUAUCGCUUCGUCGUGGUCCAGAUCCCUCUUCAAAGCUAACAGUCGUGCAUCUUAAGGGGUGUGGCUGAUUUGACUGAUAGAAUGAUGCUAUCUGCCACAUGGUUAAAGGCCUGCCUUCCUCUUUGCUUAUUGUUAGGUUAGGCUGGUUUCUAGUCAAGUUAGUUGGGGUUAGCAUUUACAACACUGGGAUCACCAUUGUUCCUAACGCCUCUGAGACUAUAUCUAUUUGGGGUAGGAAUCACUAGUGGCCCCACGAUACGAUAUUAUCACAAUACUUGGGCCACGAUACAAUAUUAUUGUGAUUUUUAACUUUUUGCAAUACAGUGAGUAUUGCGGAACAAUAUAUUGCGAUUUAUAAAAAAAAUUUCAACUAUUUAACUAAUUUAGGAUUUGUCUUUCCUUUGUGUUUGUCUUAGUUGCACAAUAUUUUAUUUUCAUGAAGCACAUCUUGCAAACUUAUGUGUCAGGUCCAUCUCAUUUGUGCCCUGUUUGCAUUCCUUAUGUCUUUCCCCAGGUGCUGUUUGUUGUACUAACUUUCUCCUGCUCUAUGAUGUCACCUUUGCCAACCUCACUGGACAAACAGUUGAUUUUAUUUUUCCAUUAUCGUAGAUUUAAAUUCAAUGAAUUUGAAAAAAAUCGAUACUUGGUCAAUGAGACAAUGUGAUAUACCACCAGACAUAGUAUUGUGAUACUGAGCUGUAUCGAUUAUUUUCUCCCACCCCUAAUAUCUAUGUUUAUACAGUCUAUGGUUGUAUCUGGAACUGCAAUUGUAACACUAAACAGACCAUUAAAAAAGGAGUGACCAUUUAAUCCAUACACGUGACGCACAUUCACUUCACCCGUUUGAGACUGCCUAUAUGUAGGUGUCGCUUUGGUGGUGACUGCAUGCAAAGCAGACUGAUGUGUAAGAUGACUGAAGAAGGAAAAAAAGCGAAGAUCAUGAGUCAGAUGACGAGCUUGAUGUUUUAAAACACAGCACUUUUGCUAUUUUGGAUAAUUUUGUACUCUGGGGAAGAUGCUGUUAACACACGCCAGCACUGAGAAAGAAACAGGAGCAGAAAUAUUCCCGCGUACAUCUAGAUUUAUGGUUUGUUUUUAGUUUUGAUUGCAAGUCAUCAUUUGUAAACAAGCUUGUUGCACAUUUAGGAAUUUUUCUCACAUUUUGACAGCCAAGUCACGUCUUUCUUGAUUAGUCUUUAAAAUAGUCCAGGUGAGAGUGAAAGAUUCAUGUGCUAAUGGAGGACUGUUAGUCAGACUUUGUUCUCAAACACAAGCUGUCUUUUUCCCACUGCUGUUCUGAGUGUAAAGUUAGCCAUGCUAAAAGGCUGCAGGUUGUUGUUUACAUUACAAACACAAGAUUUGCAUUGACCUUGUCAUCUGACUCUUUCAACAACAAAAAUAACCCCAAACUCUUGAAGACAGAACUAUUUCAGGCAUACUGAAAGAUUCAGAGAUGUGCUGCAGGAGUGAUUUAGAGUUGAAAGAUGGACGUGGUGCUGCAAGCAACUCCGAGUUGAACCUCUGUUGAAAGAAAGAUUUCUCCACUCGUGUGAAAGUGGUCUUUGUUUGGUGUGAUGCAGCUCUCCAGCUGGCUCUAGCCUCUCACACACUGGUAUGUCAAAUUGCUUCACCGCUAAAAUAGAGUUGGUACUAGCAAAGCUAAUGAAUUACACUACAAGCCUUCUUUUAUUCCUCUUUACAUUGAACACCUUGUUCUGUGCUCAUGAAGACAGUCAGUUUCCUGACCCUGCAUAUACUCAGUGAUUUUUGGACUCACUCAUUCAGGAACGUGUAGUUUUUCACACUCUUUAAGAUGAAAGUCAUGAGAUGGGACUUAAACUCUGUAAGAUAGAGGAAGCCACAUGUGUCACAAUAACUUCCUGCCACAUUCAACUGUUUAGUGGCAAAUGAGACUCAUGUACAUAUAAGGCAAAAAAGACAAGAUGGCAAAGCUAAUCUGAAGUCUUCCUGGAUGUCUGCGAGUUUGUGUGUGUGUGUGUGUGUGUGUGUGUGUGUGUGUGUGUGUGUGUGUGUGUGUGUGUGUGUGUGUGUGUGUGUGUGUGUGUGUGUGUGUGUGUGUGUGUGUGUGUAGAGGAAUGCAUGCCUACCCCCCUAACAUGGUUACUUAUCAUGCUGGGUUGUUUUUUCACCAGAGUAAAAAACUUUGUCAAUUCUGGGCUUUCGCUCCUAUCAUUUCUCCUUAUUUGGCAUCUUCAGCUUCGUGAUUUCUGGGGCACAAAUGAAGACGGCAUUGACCUCAUGUUGUUGCUCUCACAGCCUCUGAAGGUAGUCUGACUUUACUGUGAGUGACCUGUCAGAGGUUUACUCAGUUUUAGGCAGUGUUGAAUAACUUAAGGUCAGAGUCAGAGUCAUUCAGGGUUUACAGCAGCACCAGGAUGUGGUUUACUCUGUGUGUGUGUGUGUAUGUGUGAGCUGUCUGCUAGCAUUCUCGCAGCAACAGAUCCACUGAGCAGCAGAGGUAUAUCAGGGAUGGAGAGGAGGCAAACAAUUGAGAUGUGAUUGCAUCUACAGGAAGCUGCAUGGCUUCACUUGUAAUGACCCAAUUAUUUCAAAAGCAUGUCAUCCUGUUCCCAUCAGUGCAGUCAACACCCCGUGUGUUCCACCUACUCAAGUGUUUGAUGUCAUAUUAGGAUUAAAGGGUCAAAAAGAUCAGGCAAAUUACAGCACAGAAGCAACAUUCACCGUUUUUAUGGUUUAUUGAAAAGCACCCCUUCAUUUACAUCUUGUCUAAACUGAGGAGUAGUUAGUUAACACAGUUAAACAUGAGCUCACAGAGUCUGUCGGUGAACAGGUCAAAAGGUUUAUUUGGUGUGGCACCACCACCCAUCUUUUUGAGAUCAAAAUACAGCCAAAAAGCACAGUGCUCCAAGAUCUGUCACUUUUGUUGGUUUGCACCCAAACAGUUGAACAAUGUAGCAUUACGACAGGGACCUUAAAUUGGAGCUACAGUCUAGCCUAGGCUAGCUGCAGGUGGCUUUGAUACAUCUUAGAUGCAACAUAUGACAUAUGUCAUUUCAGGAUUCUUCAUAAUAAUAACUGUAUGAAUUACUUGUUUAACCAACUAAAAGUGCUGGAGCCAACUUGUAAGGGUGAUAACAUUUAAAGUCUCAUUCUGACCUUUUUUUUGUCGGUAAACUUUAAAUUGUGAUCAUGAAGUUUUUAGCCAAAAUCACAUUACCUGUAUCAUUUUCAAGGGCUUUUCUUCUGCAGAGCUCCAGUCGCUCAUUAGCAAUUCACUCCUAUUCAUGCUAGCUUGCAGCCUAACAUUGCCAGUAGUAAAAGGAAGCAGGUAACAUAGGAGCUAUUCAGCUCUUGGACACUAAUGUCUUUAGGGACAUAAUGAAAGCUAAUAUUAUAAUUAGCUUUCUUCUUUCGAGCAUUGCAAUCCGCAAACGCAUUGCUUGUUACGCAAUUGUCCUCUCUUCUUCUCCGAGUCUGGCCUGCAUAGCGAGGCCCCAGGGGUGGAGCUUGGAUUUGUGACGUAGGAAGUCUCACUGUUUCUGAACCUGCCGUUUGGGUCUGCCAGAGGUUCACCGUGAUUUGAAUGCAGAAAUACCCAGAAAUGCAAUUUCGCGCUUAUUUUUCUCAUGAUAUGUCCUGUAGCAUACAUAUGCAUAAGCAUAUGUCCUUUUAUUGUGCGGGGGAAAAAAAUUUCUUUUAUUUUACCUUGUGAUAUUUUUUUUCAUAACUGUUUCAGAUUAUUGCACAGAAAUCCAAAAGUCUCCUGUGGUGAUCUUGAACUGAACCAGUUUUUUUCCCCAUCUACGUUUAUUUGAUUAUAUCCCCCAAGUACAGAAUUUUCACAUUGGUUAGUGUUAUUAAAUUGUUGUAUUUAGUUAAAUUAAGAAACAAAAACUCCAACAGAAAAAUAGACAAUGACGGAAAAAGAGGCACAACCCAUUUGUUUUAAGUUAUCUGGGACUUACAUGCUGAGUUAAAGAUCAACCUUUUAAACAUGAACAGCUCCAGUUUGUUUUUGACGAUAAAGAAGAUUUUCCUUAAAGGGUUAAAAGACUGUUUCUAUGAAAAGUAUGCAGAGACUCCAUGCUGUUAUUUCCCUGUCUCUGAAAAGCUGCUGUUUGGUACAAAAAGCAGGGAAUUUUGCAAGUCAAAUAUUAAUAGACCCUCAAGACUGAUGAUCAGCAGUUGCCUCUGGAGCCAAAGAUCUCCUUCCCCUUACAACUCUGAUCACAGACCCCAACAACCCCCCCACCCCCCACCCCAUCACCACCACCACAGCUCUCCCUCCAGCUCCAGCCAAACUGCCUUACAUAACAGGGGUUUAGCAGAGUCUGCAGUGGACUUUCCCCUGCCUAAACAGAGGCUGCCCUUCUUUCCUGCACACUGGCUUUUCCACAGCGGUUAACACAUGCAAGUCUGAGCGUCUCUCUCUGUGUUUGUGCUUAAAUACCUGUUCGCCUCACUUAAAGAUAGAGCUGUUGCUCGUUGCCGCAGGAGCCAUUACUUUUCUGUAACUUCCUCCAGCUUGUUAUCAUGAAGGCUUAUCUUUUUCUCCCUAACCUCUUGAACGCCUGAGGGGAAGUCUUUCCAUUCCUCUACUCAUGGUGACUCAAACUAUAAUUAUCUGACAGAAACAUCAACAGGCAGAGCAGAGCGUGAAUGGAAAUGUAGUGAAACUUUAUGUAGUAGACAGAGACUGCAAGAGUAAACCUAGGAUUGUAGGGUUUAUUUAAUGAAGGGCUUCAUUACACGCAUGAGUUACAGAGUGGUGAGAAACAAAGCAAUAAAGACAUUCAUAGAGUUUACGUUUUUAAACAGAGAUCUCCUUUUUCUGUGAGACUUCAGCGGUGCUCCUUUUCCUCGCUGUAAGGCUGGUUCUUAACUGUUGUGCUAUGCCGAGGACAGCCCCAUGCAGAGCGUCCAACAGUUCAGCUCACAUGACUAGACAGAAGGCACCUGAUCCUCUCCCAGGGGUGCAAGGAGACAGAUGGAGCGAGUAGAAAGAGAGGUAGAAAACAAGAGAUCAGGUUUACAAUACUGAAACACCCUUAAAGGUAGUAAGAGGACAAUGAGAAAUGAAAGGGGUGUGUGUCUCCCAUGCCCCCCCCUUCUUUCAGUUUAUCAGCUGCCGUUUUCAGUCGGAGUAAAACUGGAGUUUUUACAUGCAUUAAAAUUCAGUAUAGCACAUUUGUUUCAGUUUGUUUUUCUUUAUUUAUCCAGGACACCAGAAACACCACUGAAGAGAAACCCGUUCAGCGAUCUAAGGUAUAUAUGCAUCUUCUGUUUCUUUGUAGUUUUUGGUUGAGCUUUGUGCGUUUUGUGUGUGUGUGUGUGUGUGUGUGUGUGUGUGUGUGUGUGUGUGUGUGUGUGUGUGUGUGUGUGUGUGUGUGUGUGUGUGUGUGUGUGUGUUCCUCCAUUCUGCUUCACCUUCACCUUCGUUUGAUCUGAAGAGCGAGCAGAGGAAGUCUUUUCUGUAUGUCAGAUCUUUUGUUGAUGCCUGCUUUCAUCUCUGAAGAUGGAGGCCCAGACCCCUGCCUGUUUUUCAUGCCUGGUUGUAAAUGUGUAUAUUGUAUGUGCUCAGUCUUUCAGCUUCAAAACCCAAAAGGAAGUGUGUUCAUCAUGUGAGAAGACAGUCUACCCAAUGGAGAGACUGGUCGCCAACAAUAUGGUCUUCCAUUCUACAUGCUUCUGCUGCAAGCACUGCAAUGCCAAACUCAGGUGACUGCAUAUCCAGCGCAGCCUCAAUUCCAAAGAAGCUGAGACCCAGUGGUAAAAAAAAAACAACAGGGUGUGAUAGUUUGAAAGUUUUUUAAACCCUUUAUUCAGUUUAGAAUAGUGCAAAGAGAACAUAUGUAAUGUUAAAAUGAAGAACUGUGAUUUUCCUUUGAAAAACUUAUUCUCAUUUUAAAGUUUUACCAUUAAUAUAGUUAAAAAAUGAGGCUCAGACAGAGACUUGUUUACCAUUACAACCUCUGCAACACUGUCAACAACUGGGUACCAAGAAGACUAGACUAGCUGGGAGGGUGGUCCCUUGUCCAUGAUUUCCAAAAAGGCCGUCAAAUGUAGAUUUCUCUGGCUGCAGGACAGUUUUCCUUCACUCAGUCAACUUUAAAUGGGUUCAGAGGAUACACAGUUAUUUCAGGAUCAUGUUUGAAGAUGGUUUCCUCUUUGAAGUGUACAGUAUUAACCUGCAUUUGUGGAUACAAUCAUGGACUGGAUUUUAAAAGUUAAAGUGAAGUAAUUUUGAGCCAUUGCAGUGGUCCAUGUUUGUUUUUGAUGCUGUGCUGCCUGAAGGCCCGAAGAUCACAGUCAUCUCAUCUUGGAUUUCAGCCUUGUCCUUUUUAUAGAGAUUUUUCCAUAUUCUCUGAAGUUUUCAAUGAUGUUUUCUGUGGUAGAAUUUCAAAUCUCCAAAUUCUUUGCAGUUUUAUGCUGAUGAACAUUAUUUACUUUAUGUUUUUAUGACCAUUUUACACAGAAUCCCACUUUCUGGACUUCUUGUUUCUGUUUUUACUUGAUCUGUCUUUGCUGAUCACUCCCCCUGGUUUGUUUAUAAUCAACACCAUCCUCUCCUCCCGACAGCCUUGGCACCUUUGCAGCUCUUCAAGGAGAAUUUUACUGCAAACCCCACUUCCAGCAGCUGUUCAAAAGCAAAGGAAACUACGACGAGGGCUUUGGACGCAAACAGCACAAAGAGCUCUGGGCCUCCAAGGAGACAGAUAAUAUAACAAAGACGGCAUAAUCAUGUCUACCUGUUUCCUCUACCUGCCCUGUCUCUCCCCUUUUGUCCCUCCUUCUUUACACCUCUGAUACAUCACAGUGAACACAUGCCUCAUGUGCUGAGGCAGUGUUAAAUCACCCACACUCUCACUUGCUUUUUUAAAGGCCAUCAAAUACAGAUACAUGCACAAACAGAUAGGAAAGGACUCACCAGUCAUAACCAUAGUUUGGGGAUGUAUUUUGGGUAUGUUUUUAUUAAUGUGUAUUUUCUUAAUUCCUUCUUGAAAUAGGUGGAUGAUUGUGACCAAAUGCCUUCUCUGGAAUGGGGAGUGUAAAAAUAAUCACUUAUAUUUUUUCCUUUUUAAUUUUUUAAAAUGAUUUGCACCCUUUUUUUUUUGUUGAGUGAGACAUCUGUAUGCUCAGGCAGACAUAUCAGAGGGGUUACGGUGCAUCCAUGUUUUGCAGUAGAGCAUAAACUCAGGUCAAUUUUCACCCAAGGAUUUAAAAAAAACAACACACUUUUACUCAACAAAACAACACAAAUCGAAACAACAGUCCUCAGUAUUGUGACUUCACUGUCAGAGACGUCUGUGUCAGUUUGUCAGGUUUCAUAUAUUUGAGGAACAAACAGGGUACAGAGUACUGUAACACAACCGCACAUGUCAGCAACAGCUCACCUCUCGCGUUUUUUUUUAUUUUUGUGUUAUGUUUUCGUUGCUUCAUCCAUGGUUCUCUUUUUAUGACCACUUUUAGUCCAAUUCUUGCAUGUGGGGAUGACUGAGUCUUAAUAGCCUUAUCUUAUGACUGUAUUGAUCUGUUGUGUUGUGAAAGCUUUUCUUUUCUUUAAAUCACCUUUUUAAAGGGUUUUUAAAAGCACUGGAGUUAGGAUUAGAUUGAUGUCAUGGCAGAAGUUGAUCCUCUCUGAGCUUUGAUGGUUAAAAUUUUAAUGGAAUUCUCAGAUUGUGUUUUGUAUUCUGUCUGUACAUAGAGCUGUAGUUUGUAAUUUAGUGAACGUUCCCCAACAAACUCUACUCUCGUCUUACACGUACAACCGCUCAUCACCACCAGACAAUAUGUUGAUAAUCACAGGGAAUUUUGGCUUUGUUCCUAACAUCUCUCCUCACACCUGAGCGUGAAACAAUUCAGAGGAGACAUAGACGGUUAGUGUGGUUGAUUUAUUCAGAUACAUUUCUUUGUCACAAAUGAGGAGGAUGUUGGUGAACAAAGCUGAAGUCCUGCAGGGAAUCACACAACCUUGUUCCUUUGUCAUUUGAUUCAUCAGUUUUGGGCAUCUUGAGAUGAUUUAUUUUCCCUGCUGUAUUUAAGUGUUUUCAUAUAACUGGGUAGUUUUUACAGGGGUGUAGGUGUGACCCUUUCCAGUCACCCUGACAUGUAUUGUCAUUUGUUUCCCACAGUCCUGUCUAGUUAGAGCAGACAGGUUUCCUUUUUCUUUAGAUGAGAGCCUCUCUGUUCUCGUCUCCUGUCUUAUUAGCUAAAUGCAUCUUAGCGCCUGGACCUAUUUCUAAUAUCGAAUGAAAAGUGGGUGUCUCAGAGAGGGUUUGUCACAGUAUUGGUCCCCAUUUGUGCUCCUGCAUGCUGCAUGCCAAACCCGGUGCAGAGCACCCCCUGCUGGGGAAAGUGUGACAGUAACAGCUGGAGGUAGAACGAGAGGAGGAAGAAAAAAUAUCUUGCCUGUAAACAUAAGGAAGCCUUUAUUCAAAGUUUUGAAAUGCGUUGCCUCAGACUGCUGUGCAGAAACUGCACUCCAGCAACUUUAAUCUUCUUUGAUUCCAACACCUAAGAGAAAUGAAUCCAUUUAGAAAACAUUUAUUUUUUCAUUCUAUACAAAGAAUGAGUCUAAAGCCAUUCAAAUAUCACAUUUUAGUAAAACGUCCGGUUAUCACUAAGACUUGACUGACACUUGAAUGACAAAGUACCUUUUGUGAGUGAAGGUUUAACUGUGAAUUUAAGCAUGCUGUGCAGGAGAAAGACUUGGAUGAAUAUUUGCUCGAUUUUUCUUUGAAAGGAAAAGCCUUAGAAAUAAAUAGCUAACCUUGAGUUUUUUUCAAACAAGAUCUCUAAAUCUGCAGAUCUUGAGCAAGAAAUCUGUUAAUGCCUUUUCAGAAACAAACAGGCUUAUGUUAGAUGCCCACUCUGUAACAUAGGAUUACUUCACCCAACCAGCAGCCACUUUCUCAUUGAACCACUUUUUAUCCACAUGUAAUAUUCUAUAAUUCUGAUUAUAUCCGUGUGACAGUGUGUGUUUUAUAUUUUCAUUUUUCUUCUUAAUUUUCAAAUCGGUCCUCUGGAUCUCUGAGAAUGCUUUAAAAUCAAGAGUAUUGUAUCUAGAAAUGCUGUCUUGUCAUUCUCUGUUAGCAGUUCGCCAAGGUACAACUGCAGUAUCUGUGAAUUCAAAUGUCUUAGUGUAACAGAGCAGACAAGGUACACUUUACACUGGUGCCAAGAGGCUCAGGUGAAUGAUUGCAGUGUAACGUUUUAAAUGUAAAACCUGUGAGUCAUUUAGUUUUGUGCUAUACUUGCUGUGAACUUACUUUUCAAUGCUGUUUUUAUCAAGACAUUUUAAAUGUAUGCACAUUUCAAUUUAAUCUGUUUUAAAAACUUGACCUGUGGAUUGAGGUGGCCUUACAGCAAAAGAACCCUUGGGCUGUUUUUGCAGUCUUCCCUCUCCAUCCCCUCCCUCUAUCGCCUAGCUGUGGUAUGGAAGUGUAUCAUUUUAAGACGUAAGCGCCCCCUUUCUACGCCAAUACACACUCAUUUUGUGCAUUUUCUUCUUUGUUUUAUUCUUGUUUUUUACAUGCUUUUGGAGAAAAAAAAAUAAAAUGCUGGUGAUAAUUAAAGAAGUGA
Xyrichtys novacula (pearly razorfish) is the source of this 15616-nucleotide messenger RNA. The record is from the annotation of a GenBank genome assembly. NCBI's taxonomy places the organism in Eukaryota, Metazoa, Chordata, Actinopteri, Labriformes, Labridae.